GGAAGUAUUUCCUCUCGUUGUUCAACGUAGAAAAGAUGGCGACGGUGCAAGUCGCCGGCUCCCUGCUGGGCGGGUCGCCACGAGAAGCGCCGCGGGAGCUGCCCCGAGAGCUGGGCGCUGGGUUCCGUCGCCUUUCGGCCAGGCUCUGCGCCUUGCGCCCCGAUGACAGCAGCUCCUCCCGCACCGAGAUCCACCUGCUCCUAGACCAGCUCAUCUCCGAGAACUACAGCGAGGGCGGCGGCGUGGCCCCGGAGGAUGUCAGUACUCUUCUUGUCCAGACUUGUCGCCUGGUGCCUCUUAAUCAGAAUCAUCUUGUCAGCAAAGUGUCUCAGCUUAUCCACCACUUACUUAACACAUUACAGGUGAUCGUUGACGAGCAGAACCUGGACUUCCUGCUGGCGUACACGACGUCUGCUCUCCAGCAGUGCAGCUGCUGGACGCACGUGCAAGUUCUCCAGGCCCUGGCGGCGCUGGUUUACGGCAACGGCUCCAAGUGCCAAAAGUACCUCCCAGACUUACUAGGCAGGAGCGGACUCUUGGUGAAGCUGAGUGACCUGACCCAGCCUGACCCCGAGGUUAGGAGAGCUGCAGUACAUUGCAUGGCGAACCUGUGUCUCAGUGUGCCCGGACAGCCGUACUUGGAGGAGCCCUACCGGAACGUCUGCUUCCAGGCUUUCCUGACCACUUUACAGUCCCCAAAGUCGCCUGACAUGGACGAUAUCACGUUUUGCAUGUUGUUACAAAAUGCAUUAAAAGGUGUUCAGUCUCUUCUAAACGGCGGCAAGAUGAAACUGACACAGACCGACGAGCUGGGUGCCCUCCUGGCCGUGCUGAAGAAAUCCAUGUUUCACGGGCUCCCCGGAAUAAACCUAGAGAUGCCUACGGUGCUGUACCCGACCCCGCUUCCGCAGUGUGACGGGCGGCCGCCUGCCAGGUCGCAGCUCUCCGAGCCCGGCGCUUCUCGGCCGGCUGUGAAUAGAAAGAAAAAAUCAAAGAUAAAACCAAAGAAAAUGCAGCAAGGAGAGGAGGGGGAGGAGGAGGAGGAGUCCAGUGGAGAAAGAGAAGCGGCCCCCGCCACCGGCUCUGGCCUAGCGAGCCUGCACGAAGGGGGAGGGGCGCAGCCUCCCUCCCCCCUGGGUGUGCAGGGCUUGCCCUUCGAGGGGAGCGGAGCUGCGGGGAAAGACGGAGUCCCCUCGCCCUUCGGCCCCUCCGUCUGGAAGAGGCUCAGCAGCAGUGAGUCGGACUACUCUGACGCCGAAGGGGGCAUGCAGAGUAAAAUGAGGUCCUACCAAGCCAAAGUUCGCCAAGGAGCGCUAGCGUGCUUUCUUUCUACUAUAAAAUCGAUCGAAAAGAAAGUCCUGUACGGCUACUGGUCGGCCUUCGUCUCGGACACGCCCGAGCUGGGGAGCCCGCAGUCAGUUUCCCUGAUGACCCUCACGCUGAAGGACCCCUCCCCAAAGACGCGAGCCUGCGCCCUGCAGGUUCUGUCCGCCAUCUUGGAAGGCUCCAAGCAGUUUCUCUCCGUCGCCGAGGACACCAGUGACCACAGAAGGGCCUUCACUCCCUUCUCCGCCACGAUCGCGUCCAGCAUCAGAGAGCUGCACAGAUGCCUCUUGCUAGCGUUGGUGGCCGAGUCGUCCUCGCAGACCCUCACUCAGAUAAUUAAGUGCCUUGCAAAUUUAGUAUCGAAUUCACCUUACAACCGACUGAAACUCAGCCUGCUGACCAAAGUCUGGAACCAGAUAAAGCCUUACAUCCGCCACAAAGAUGUUAAUGUCCGUGUGUCGAGUCUUACACUCUUGGGAGCCAUAGUGUCCACUCACGCGCCUUUACCUGAAGUCCAGCUCCUUCUGCAACAGCCCUGUUCCUCUGGACUCAGCAACAGCAACUCAGCAACUCCCCACCUCUGCCACCCCGACUGGUGGAAGAAAGCCCCCACAGGACCCUUCCUGGAAGAAGCAUCAGUCGGCUCUCCAGCGGGGUCUUCAGAGCCCUGCUGGCUCAUUCGACUCUGCAUUUCCACGGUCGUGCUGCCCAGGGAGGGCUGCUGUGCGGGCAUCGACGGCGGCUGUGCAGCAGGAAGCACCCACGUGCCAUCCCCCAUGCGCCUGGAGGCCUUGCAGGUGCUGGCCCACCUGGCCAGGGGCUACUUCUCGGUGGCUCAGGUCUACCUGAUGGAGCUCGGAGAGGUGAUCUGCACGUGCCUCGGGGAGGCAGACCCGUCCAUUCAGCUCCACGGGGCAAAGCUUCUGGAAGAACUGGGCACGGGCAUCAUACAGCAGCACAAGCCUGACUCCCCCCUCCCACCCAGUCAGAGGGUGCCCGUCACCUCGGUGGUGCUGUUCUGGACCGCGAUGCUGAACGGCCCGCUCCCCAGGGCCCUGCAGAACUCCGAGCACCCGACCCUGCAGGCGAGCGCCUGCGACGCCCUGUCCUCCAUCCUGCCGGACGCCUUCAGCAGCCUGCCGAGCGACUGGCAGAUCCUGUGCGUCACGGUGCUGCUUGGGCUGAACGACAGCAGGAACCGCCUAGUGAAAGCGGCCGCCUCGCGGGCCCUCGGCGUCUACGUGCUGUUUCCCUGCCUCCGACAGGACGUCAUCUUUGUUGCAGACACAGCCAAUGCAAUACUGAUGUCGCUUCAGGACAAGUCUCUGAAUGUGCGAGCCAAAGCAGCCUGGUCCCUGGGCAACCUGACCGACACUCUGAUUGUCAACAUGGACACACCGGACCCCAGUUUCCAGGAGGAGUUCUCCGGUCUCCUGCUCCUGAAGAUGUUGCGAUCCGCUAUAGAAGCGUCCAGGGACAAAGACAAGGUGAAAAGCAACGCAGUCCGGGCCCUUGGAAAUUUGCUCCACUUUCUGCAGCCUCCUCACAUAGAAAAGCCCCGGUUCGCUGAAAUCAUAGAGGAGUCCGUCCAGGCCCUGAUCUCUGCCGUGCUGACCGAGGCCGCCAUGAAAGUCCGAUGGAACGCUUGCUACGCCGUGGGGAACGCGUUUAAAAACCCCGCUCUUCCGUUGGGAACGGCCCCGUGGACCUCGCAGGCCUACAACGCGCUGACGUCGGUGGUGACGUCGUGCAAGAACUUCAAAGUGCGCAUCAGGUCCGCCGCCGCCCUUGCCCUCCCGGGCAGGAGGGAGCGCUACGGGUCUGCCGACCAGUUCGCGCAGAUCUGGAGGGCGCUGGUCACCGCCUUGCAGAGGAGUGAAGACACCGCCGACUUUUUGGAAUUCAAGUACUCCGCCAGCCUCCGCACCCAGAUCUGCCAGGCGCUGAUUCACCUCUUGAGCUUGGCCAGUGCCCCAGACCUGCCCUGCAUCAAAGAAACCUUGGAGGUGAACGGAGACAUGGUCCAGCCCUAUAUUCUGCAGUUUUUAAAAUCGGGCGCAGAGGGAGGUGACAGCGGAGCCCCCCACGGCCAGCAGGAGAGAGACCAGAUGGUCAGAACAGCCCUGGAGCACGUGAGCAGUGUCCAGGCCCUGCCUGGCGACACAGCCAAAAGGGCCAUCGCGGGCUUCUUGCAGGAUACCCUGACCAUCUAUUUUGACUCAGUCAGGUGCUAAAUGUGCUCCCAGGUUGAACAAAUCAGCGACUGUUCCACUGUGCUUUCCAGGGGUCACGUGGUAACAGGAAAACCCAAGCUUGAGCUUCAGAUAAUGUCAAAUUCAUCAGUAAUCUUAGGGACAGAGGUACUCCAUCCAGUAUUUAUUUAGAAUGAAUUAGCAGCUGUGUUUAUUUUUCUAACAGGGCUCAGCCACGGUCUGGGUUGAUGGGUUGAGUCUGACCUGUGUAACCAGGAGCCAAGGAGUUGGGUUGUAGGAUGGGCUGAGCACAGUGGGGGAUGUACUCAGCCCAUCCUACAGGAAAAGAAGGCAGCCCUUGCCGGGCAGCUUACUUGGUUAGAGCGUCGUCCCAGCGCCCCAAGGUUUUGGGUUCAACCCCCUGUCAGGGCACAUACAGGAAUCAACCAACAUGUCCAUAAAUAAAUGGAACAACAAAUUGAUGUUUCUCUCUCUCCCCCCCCAUUAAAAGUCAAUAGAUUUUUUUAAUUGUUUUAAAAAGGAUUUAGGAAUCCUAAAAGGAUUUAGGAAUUUUGUCUGUGGGAAUUAUUUUUUGUUUAUAAUAAACUAGUGAAAACUAGUGUGCCUGCAACCUUCCAUCGUUAUAAAGUUGCGUUUGCAGGCAGCUGCAGGCAUCGUUAUAAAGUUGCAUUUGCAGGCAGCUGCAGGCAGUGCUGAUGUGCAGCCGUGUGCUCUGGCGCAGGUGCAGUGGUGGCUGAAACACGGCGAGUUCCUUACAGGUCGGUAAUACCCGCUGGGCUGGACCCCCCAAGCGCCCACCCCGGAAGCCCCUCUGUGCCUUCUGAAGGAAGCGGCUAUUUUCUUGUCAUUUUUGUCGAAGUGUGGCAUAUAUACUUUAUUCCUAGUUCUUUGGGCUUUUACUGGUGGGUUUUUUGACAAGAUAUUGUGAAAUGGCUUUGGAUGGUUUCAUUUAAUGAAUUACUCUUAUCCUUUGCUUUUCUUGAAUAAAAUCAAAUUUUUUCUUUUUUAAA
Artibeus jamaicensis (Jamaican fruit-eating bat) is the source of this 4549-nucleotide messenger RNA. RefSeq names its product HEAT repeat containing 6 (gene HEATR6). The coding region runs from base 36 to 3560 and encodes 1174 amino acids. Lineage: Eukaryota; Metazoa; Chordata; Mammalia; Chiroptera; Phyllostomidae. The transcript is spliced from 20 exons. The record is from RefSeq and is a predicted model, not a curated record.